Messenger RNA from Galdieria sulphuraria, 1764 nucleotides. Its product is annotated as BRCA1-associated protein / zinc finger family protein isoform 2. The record is from RefSeq and is a predicted model, not a curated record. Gene Ontology annotation, cellular component: cytoplasm. The transcript is spliced from 8 exons. Gene Ontology annotation, molecular function: nucleic acid binding; ubiquitin protein ligase activity; zinc ion binding. Gene Ontology annotation, biological process: protein ubiquitination; Ras protein signal transduction. Bases 3 to 1700 code for a protein of 565 amino acids. NCBI's taxonomy places the organism in Eukaryota, Rhodophyta, Bangiophyceae, Galdieriales, Galdieriaceae.
GAAUGUUUUGUAUUCAAGUAGAAAAUGCCACCAAGUCAAGCUCUUCCAAAGAAGAAGGAAUGAGAGAAAACAAAACUAAGAAUUCAAGUGAAAUUCAAACACAAGUUGUUGGUAUACCUGUUUCUGGUGUAGAGUGCUUUGGUUCUCCUGGUGAACAGAGUUACACUGGUAAGACCCUUUUUCCCAAGGAUGAAGUUACGGAAAGUCUGUACAUAGAAAAUAUAGAGUUUAGUGCUGGUAAUCCUUUGUUGGAAACAAUAACUGGUGAAUUGCACUUGUAUCGUUCGGUAGAAAAAGGAAUCUAUCAAAUGUCCCAAGUCUUGUGUGUUUUGGCUGUACCUGCUUACUUCACAGCUGCCGACUUUUGUAUGUUUGUAGGUCCUUUUGGAAAUCAUAUUCGUAAUAUGCGUCUAUUGAGAGAUUCUCGAGCUUGUAAUCGAUAUAUGGUUCUCAUUCAAUUCGAAUCACUAGAAAGUGCUGAAAACUUUUAUCGGGGAUAUGAAGGCAAGUUAUUUAGUAGUAUUGGACCUGAGUGUUGUCGUAUUUUGUCUGUAUCGAGCGUUGUCUUUCGUAACACAACAAAUAGCAAAAUGGAAACAUUCCCUGAUGUAGAUACAACAUUGGAACUUCCAACUUGUCCCGUUUGUUUGGAAAGAUUGGACUCUUCAGUUUCUGGUCUAAUUACAAGUCUUUGUAAUCAUACUUUGCACUGUAGUUGCUUAUCCAAAUGGGGAGACAAUUCUUGUCCUGUUUGUAGAUAUUGCCAGGAACCAGUACCAGAAUCUAAUUCUUGUCAACGUUGUGGAACGACACAGUCAUUAUGGAUGUGUUUGAUAUGUGGACAUGUUGGCUGUGGAAGAUAUGUGGAAUUUCAUGCUUUAGUUCACUUUAAAGAAUCCAGUCACACCUUUGCCAUGGAAUUGGAAUCAGGAAGAGUGUGGGAUUAUGUUGGUGACAAUUAUGUCCAUAGAUUGAUAGUAAACAAAACAGAUGGGAAAUUGGUGGAGUUGCCUUCGUUGCAAGAAGAAAGUCUAGAACGACCACAUAUUGGAGCUUCAUCUUCCAGUCUUCAAGAAAGUGAUACAAAUGAUAAGAAAAAGAAUGAAAAUGAUGAUUGGAUGGACUCGAUUCUCCAACAAUACGACUAUUUAUUAACCAGUCAAUUGGAAAGUCAACGAGAAUACUAUGAACAACAACUUCAACAAGUAGAUUUGGAUCGUAACCAGAAAAUAGCCGAAAUGGAAUGCGAAAUGAAGCAAUGUAAACUAGAAACGGAUGAAUGGAAGAAACAAUACAAACAAUUGGAAAAAGAGAAGAAAGCUUUACAAAGACAAAUGGCUGAACUACAAAAGAAUCAAGAAAAGUAUAAAGAAGAGAACACAUUCUUACAUUCACUCAAUGAAAAUUUAUUAAGAAAUCAGAUGGAAUGGAAGACUAAAUAUACUCAAUUGGAGAAACAAUGGAGACAAGAACAACAACAAGUACAAGAAUUGCAAGAAGAAUUGCGGGAUUUGAGGUUUCACUUGUCCAGUAUGGAAACUAUAUUGAAUGGAGAAAAUCAGAAAGAAUCUGUUGAAAAUACGAGUGAAUAUUCUCAUCAAACAGCUGAAUGGAAAGGUGGUGAUGUGAUUGGUGUUGCAAAGACUCCUCAACGAAAACAACAUAAAGACUCCCAUAAAAGAACACCUAAACAAAAGUAAUCAUAUUCAGUCUUCCUUUGGAUGCAAAUUUUCAUGUAAAGGUAAUAAACUAUUAUCAAAAAAC